Messenger RNA from Aspergillus oryzae RIB40, 567 nucleotides. RefSeq lists its product as uncharacterized. The coding region runs from base 1 to 567 and encodes 188 amino acids. The transcript has a single exon. The record is from RefSeq and is a predicted model, not a curated record. Lineage: Eukaryota; Fungi; Ascomycota; Eurotiomycetes; Eurotiales; Aspergillaceae.
AUGGGAAGCCCAUUCGGAAACUCCGGCAGUCUGACUGGCCCUGGUAGUUCGAUGGAAAGUUCGAGUCCAUAUGGCAGCUCAGGAAGCCCAUUCGGAAACUCAGGCAGUCUGACCGGCCCUGGCAGUUCGAUGGAAAGUUCGAGUCCAUAUGGCAGCUCCGGAAGCCCGUAUGGAAGCUCAGGCAGUCUGACCGGCCCUGGCAGUUCGAUGGAAAGUUCGAGUCCAUAUGGCAGCUCCGGAAGCCCGUAUGGAAGCUCAGGCAGUCUGACCGGCCCUGGCAGUUCGAUGGAAAGUUCGAGUCCAUACGGCAGCUCAGGAAGCCCGUAUGGAAGCUCGGAUAGUCCCACUGGCUCUGAUAGUCGAAUGGGAAGCUCGAUGGACAGUCCAUACGGUGGCUCAAGUGGCAUGGGGAGUUCAUUUGGAAGCGAAAACAGUAUGGGGGAACAGGGAAGCUCCAUGGAAAGUCCACCGAGUGUGAUUGAUUCGGGGAGCCAAGACAGCUAUGGUGGCAUGGGAAAUUCGGAUAGCUAUGGUGGCUCAGAUAGCUAUGGUGGCAUGGGGUACUAA